GAGCUGAAUGAGUUUCAUGAUGUUCAGUUCAGUUCUGGAGCGUCUGGAUUGUGAACACUGUAGUAUGAUUCACUGUUGAAUCACUCUUGUGAGUCACUGAAGAUGAUAUUUUCUGGGGUUCAAAGCGAUCACAUCAAUGUGUGACACCACUGCUGCUGAUGACAUAAUCAUCACCCCAAACAUCACCUGUAUGUGCAUCUCUCUCUGGUCUGCAGAACUAACUCAGACUCAGCGCUUCACACCAGUGUAAUGAAUCCAGCUGCUGGGGAGUCGUUCGGUGGAGGACAGACGUUCACUCCGCAGGGCAGACGUGGCGUCUUCUCAUAUCCCGUCCCACCCAUCGAAGAGAACGGCCCAGAUGACAGAGCGCUUCUGAAACCUUGGGACUCCAGAAAGCUUCCACUGUUGUCUUCACGACCAAAGUCCUGUGAGGUGCCCGGAAUUACUGUCUUUCCCUCUCCAGACCAGCAGGGCGGCGCUCCCCACACGUCAACACUGUUGAAUACGGGCGGCUCGCUGCCAGAUCUCUCCAGUUUGCACUUCCCGUCACCGCUGCCCACCCCACUGGACCCCGACGAGCCCGGUUACCCCACCCUCAGCGGGGGCAGCAGCACGGGUAACCUGACCUCCACCCUCACCCAGCUGGGCAUCAACACCCACAACACCUUCCACUCUCCAGGUCUGCUGUCGUCUCUGCCCGGCACCCUGAGUAACCCCUCCCUCCAGUCGUCGCUUAGCAACCCCAACAUCCAAUCAUCUCUCAGCAGUCACUCAUUCCCCAACUCUCUUAGCUCCGCCUCCCUGCACUCGUCUCUCAGCAACCCCUCCCUCCAGUCCUCGUUAAGCUCCUCCCCUUCUCUGAGGUCAUCGUUCAGCAAUCAGUCACUGCGUUCCUCCCUCAGUAACUCCUCCCUCAGCGGCCAGUCCCUCCAAUCAGCAGCCAGUAACACUUACAGCAGCGUACCCGGACAGCCGCAGCUGAGCACGUCGCCCCGCAGACGAGCGCAGCUGUCCCCUGUCGUUCUUCCCUCGGACACACGCAGACAUCACCCCAAACAGUUCUCGCCUACCGUGUCGUCCCCCCUCAGCUCCAUCACGCAGGGUGUAGCUCUUGACACCAGUAUGCUGCAGGUGGAUCAGAGAUCGUCGCAGUAUCCAUACGGGCAGCCGCAGACGGGCGGGCACACACACACGCUUCACCUGCACAACAUGCAGAAUCUGCAGAAGUCACACAACUUUAAUGUGCAGCUGAAGCAGAACCCUGCGAGCUACGGGCCCGCAGACAUGCAGACGGGCGUCCCGGCGGAGCAGCAGAUCAGUCAGACCCUCAGCACUGAACUGGACUUUUAUAAUGACACCUUGUUUCUGAAUUCCUUGCUGGAUGAUCCGUACCUGACCCUGCAGUUAACAGGCCGACAGAACCAGAACCUCAAUCAACAGUUGGGUCUGGACUCUCAGGGGGAGGCUUUGAAGCGUGAUCUUGGAUCAGGUACCCUGGUGAAGGGUCAGGGCAGUUCCUACAACAUCCAGCAGGGGGCGCAGGAGUCCACACAACAACAGCUGCAGUGUCAGAGUUACACAGACGCACAACACACUGGGCCCAACAUCAUGCUGACAGGAGAUUCUCCAUCAGGACUAUCUAGGGAGAUCACCAGCGCCCUGUCGGGUGUGCCAGGCUUUGAGAUGGACCCGUUUUCCUCUGAUGACCCGCUGCGGAUGGACCCGUUGGCACUGGAGGGUCUGGGCAUGCUGACGGACGGAGACCUGAUGCUGGCUGACCCCGCGGUGGAGGACUCCUUCCGCUCUGACCAUCUGAAAUAACCACUGUGGUGUUUGUGAAUGUGUUAACUUGUCCUUUGUGUGGUCAGAAACAGCAGGACGGACAGAUGUGUGUGUGUGUGUGUGUGUGUGUGCGUGCGUGCGUGCGUGCGUGCGUGCGUGUGUGUCUUAGCUGCAGGCUAACUAACGCGCUUGUGAACUGUGAGCAUUCCUCUCUUUAACUUGCUGCGCUUCUCUGAUCCUGUCACAGAUGCCACGCUGUCAGCCAAUCACAAACCAGCCACGGGUUUAUGACCCUGAGCUAAAUCAAACCAGGCUAGCACACAGAAUUCAGACAGAUGUCUUUGUGUUUUCUCAGCGUGCUGUUCAUUCGCUCACGUCACGUGUGAGUCUGUCCGUCUGUCUGUGCGUCCAGGGCAGCAGACAUGUUAAUAAUCUGUGGUCAUUUUUGCAGUAUAUAGUAUGCAAACGAUCUGAAGAUGCAUGAACACUCAGAUGAUUUAUUACAUUGUGCAGUAUACAAGGGAGCAGUGUGUGAAAUACCGCUGGCAUCCCGUUCCCAGUGUGACAAAUGAACAGUAUCAGGUGUUUUUUUUGUUGCUUGUUAAUUGAUCAGACUGCCAAAUGUUACGACACAAGUCAAAUGACAACUGGAUGACCACUUGUGACUUAAAGUGAACAGUGUAGACCGUUUGAAUCAUUGAUGGUGUAAUGAUGCCUAACGUCGUCACUAUAAAGAAUAGUGUACAGUAUAUACUGCACAGUAUGAAGUAUGUAGUGAACUGAUGUUUCAGCUGGUACCUGUAGUGCUGAAUGUGGUGUGUGUUCCUCUUUGUGUUCUUGUGCUUGUGUAAAAGCAAAUGACCAAAUAUAUGUGCCUGUGUGAUCAGGUUUACCGGAAUCCUCUCGUCUGCACUCUCUGCCUGUAUUUGCACGGAUAUCCUCUUGAGCAAGGCCAUAUUCAAAGGAACACGUAUUUUUAUCUCACUCAAUAAUGUGUACUAUAAGAUUUAUAUUUUAAUGAGAGUUGCUAUUGAUGUGUAUGUGCAUAAAUGUAUUUGUAUAUGAAAAAACUCGUUUAUAUAUUAAGGAAGAGAAGCUGCAGGGUUGCGUUUUGUCACCUGUGGUUUAAUUCAGAUCAAAAGCAUCUUGUGAAAUGGACACAGGCACAGAAGAGAGAGCACAGUGUGCGUGUGUGUGUCGUGUUCAGUACCGCUGCCUUUGUUUGAAGUGUGUGUGUUGUGUUUGAGUUUUGACUGCAGGAGUUGGGCUUUAAUUCUUACAGUGCCUGAACUUUCAUUGUGAUAUCAGAGCGUUUCAGGAGCUCAGAUGAGGGUCUGUGUGUUUGUGUCCAUUGAGAUUUUUCAUGUUACACUCGGCGCUGGACGCUGCUGUUGUCUUCACUUCACAUUACAUUCGUCAUUCAAAAUAACAUGCAUUUAUAUGGAGGACCAAAGUCAUUCAAUUCCAAUGUAUUCUCAGUUUUGCAUUGUUGCAAAGCAGCUUAAAUGCAUGUUACAGUAAACAGUAAAUACAUUUUAGCACAGACAUAAGGAAAAACAGAAAAUUAUGAAAUGUGUAGAAAACAUGAUAUUAUCUAGAGAUGUUGACUAUUGAAAACAGUCUAUAGGUUUGUAUUUAAUACAAUAAAACAUACCACACAAGAAUCGAUGUGGUACAGUUAUUUUAUUCUGAAUACAUUUGGUCCUUCAUAUUUGUUGCCUUUGAAUAACAGAUAAAAGAUGAGAUUGUCUAGAACAUUAAGACAUGUCUUACUGUCUGUCUGCAUGUAUGUACAGGACAUGAGUUUGGUUUAGUUUUUUAAGGUUACAGAUGAUGUUUAAUGUCCUGCUGCUGCAUUGCACUGUGUAGAAUGAGCUGUUGAACAGCUGGACUCUUAUUAUUCCCAGUAAUGACUCAACUUUGACAUUCUCCUAUUGCGCUUUAGCUUUGUCACUAUAGUAACUUGGCCUCGCUUUUGCCUUGGUCAAAUAUGAAAAUAAAAAUAUUUUCUUUCUAUUUUAAGAUGUACUUUUACAGUUGUUGCUUUUAAUUUGUGCCAUUUUGAUAACCAGGGAAACACGUUUGCUGUAAAUAAUGUUCCUAAAACACAGUAUCUAACAGAACAUUUUUUAAGACUGUAUCCUCACCAUAUUUUACAGAAAAAUAAAGAGUUCAAAUGAAUGUGUGCCAGACUCA
This is a messenger RNA of Triplophysa rosa, 3978 nucleotides long. Its product is annotated as CREB-regulated transcription coactivator 2-like. The transcript has 9 exons. The coding region runs from base 250 to 1821 and encodes 523 amino acids. Gene Ontology annotation, biological process: positive regulation of transcription by RNA polymerase II. Gene Ontology annotation, molecular function: cAMP response element binding protein binding. The record is from RefSeq and is a predicted model, not a curated record. NCBI's taxonomy places the organism in Eukaryota, Metazoa, Chordata, Actinopteri, Cypriniformes, Nemacheilidae. Gene Ontology annotation, cellular component: nucleus; cytoplasm.